Thlaspi arvense is the source of this 2268-nucleotide messenger RNA. The record is from the annotation of a GenBank genome assembly. Lineage: Eukaryota; Viridiplantae; Streptophyta; Magnoliopsida; Brassicales; Brassicaceae.
GGGACCCACAUGAGCCGAAACGGCGAAGAAGUCCGUCGUUUAAAGUCGUUUAAAAAGGGAGAGACGUUUCUGCUUUGCAACAGAAGCUCGCUUCACCUACAUUUCUCUCUCUUCCUCUCUCUCCCGUGUGUGUGAUCGAGUGCUGAAACGACAGAGGGACACGCCGUUUUGGACUUUACUGUGAAGGAGGAGGAGGGAGAAGCGAGAUGUCAGGUCUCGAGGAUAUCAAGAACGAGACUGUUGAUCUGAUCCUCGACCUUGCCAAUGCCAGGCCUGACCUUAGGAAGAAGGUACUCUCUUGUAUUGACAAGUACGCAGAGCGCGGUCUUAGGUCAUUGGCAGUUGCUCGUCAGGUUGUUCCCGAGAAAACAAAAGAAAGCUCAGGUGGACCAUGGGAAUUUGUUGGCUUGUUGCCUCUUUUUGACCCUCCAAGACACGACAGUGCCGAAACCAUUCGUAGGGCUUUGAAUCUUGGUGUUAAUGUUAAGAUGAUCACCGGUGAUCAACUUGCUAUUGGUAAGGAAACUGGUCGCAGGCUUGGAAUGGGAACCAAUAUGUAUCCAUCUGCGGCUCUUCUCGGAACUGACAAGGACUCGAACAUUGCAUCCAUUCCUGUCGAGGAGUUGAUUGAGAAGGCUGAUGGGUUUGCUGGCGUCUUUCCAGAGCACAAAUAUGAGAUUGUGAAAAAGCUACAAGAGAGAAAGCACAUUGUUGGAAUGACCGGUGAUGGUGUCAACGAUGCUCCUGCUUUGAAGAAAGCCGACAUUGGUAUUGCCGUGGCCGAUGCUACAGAUGCUGCUCGUGGUGCUUCAGAUAUUGUUCUCACGGAACCUGGAUUGAGUGUUAUCAUCAGUGCAGUGCUUACUAGCAGAGCUAUCUUCCAGAGAAUGAAGAACUAUACGAUUUAUGCAGUCUCAAUCACAAUCCGUAUUGUGUUUGGUUUCAUGCUUAUUGCUCUGAUAUGGGAAUUUGACUUCUCAGCGUUCAUGGUUCUGAUUAUUGCCAUCCUUAAUGACGGUACCAUCAUGACAAUCUCAAAGGACAGAGUGAAGCCAUCUCCCACACCUGAUAGCUGGAAGCUCAAAGAAAUUUUCGCCACCGGAAUUGUGUUGGGAGGCUACCAAGCCGUUAUGAGUGUGGUUUUCUUCUGGGCGAUUCACAAGACUGACUUCUUCUCGGACAAGUUUGGUGUGAGGUCAAUCAGGGACAACAACGAUGAGCUAAUGGGUGCUGUGUACCUACAAGUUAGUAUCAUCAGUCAAGCGCUCAUCUUCGUCACGAGGUCAAGGAGCUGGUCGUUCGUUGAGCGUCCUGGGGCGCUUCUGAUGAUUGCAUUCGUCAUUGCACAACUGGUUGCGACUUUGAUUGCAGUGUAUGCCGACUGGACAUUCGCAAAGGUGAAGGGUAUCGGUUGGGGAUGGGCUGGUGUGAUUUGGAUUUACAGUAUUGUAACAUACUUCCCACAAGACCUUUUGAAGUUUGCCAUUCGAUACAUCUUGAGUGGAAAGGCUUGGGUCAGCUUGUUUGACAACAGGACCGCUUUCACGACCAAGAAAGACUACGGUAUUGGAGAAAGAGAAGCACAGUGGGCACAAGCUCAGAGAACACUCCACGGUCUGCAGCCAAAAGAAGAGGUCAACAUCUUCCCAGAGAAAGGAGGUUACAGAGAGCUGUCUGAGAUCGCCGAGCAAGCCAAGAGAAGGGCCGAGAUAGCUAGGCUUAGGGAGCUUCACACACUGAAGGGACAUGUGGAAUCAGUCGCAAAGCUAAAGGGCUUGGACAUUGACACAGCAGGACAUCACUACACUGUGUAGUUGCAGUUGCACAACACAAACAUUACCAAAAACCAACCCCAUCAUUAUGACUCCUCUUUUGUUUUUGUCUUUUACAAAUCCCUCUUUUUUUUCUUUAAGGUCUCCAUUACAGUAGAGGGAAGAGAACCCUGUGUAUUGCCAUAACUCUCCCAAAAACUCUCUUUUAUUGUUAGUCAUUGUUCCUAAAUUUGUACUCUUGAGCUUUGCAAAAAUUGCCUUUGAAGAAACAAGGCUUGUGCCUUGUGUUUUGGCACUUUGGCUUCACCCUUUUUUUUAAUGGCCUAAUUGUGAGCGCUUAUUUACUCUCUCUCGUUUACGUUUUUGUUUGAUUGAUAAGUUUUAUUUUGAAUCUAAUAUACGAAAAUCAUAUUUGAAGCUUAUGUACAAAGAUCAAGAUUGUGAGAUAUACAUUGAGAUUGUAGUGGGGUUUUGAUAAGUAAAGAAUGACUUCAAG